Fulvia fulva is the source of this 1764-nucleotide messenger RNA. RefSeq lists its product as uncharacterized. The transcript has 2 exons. The coding region runs from base 1 to 1764 and encodes 587 amino acids. The record is from RefSeq and is a predicted model, not a curated record. Lineage: Eukaryota; Fungi; Ascomycota; Dothideomycetes; Mycosphaerellales; Mycosphaerellaceae.
AUGUCUACCGGCCAGCACAAAAAUCCUCAGGCGGUGCGACAACAUCUAUCACCGACCACCAUGCCAACCUUGAUCACCGACUCCGACUGGGUGCCACAACCGGCAAUAGUGAGGGAUCCUCUCCAGUUCGAGGGCCGUGAUAUCAAGAUCGCAUUGGAUGUACACCCUCAACAAGAUUUCCUCUUGAACAGCGAACUACUACUCGACCUUUCGACGUUCUUCAACGGCAGCAAAAAGGACUGGGCGCACAACGCCAAAGUUGUGCAGCGCCCAGCCACUGAGGCAGAGCUACAGAAGGAACCAGAACAGCUGACGAGGGACGUCAACAUUGUCACGUACCACCUCGCCAAGGUUCAGGAACGCGUCUACAUGCUCGAGACGAAGCCACCACGGACCAGAGAUGACGUCGACAGAUCGGCGCAGUACGGGUCCAUGGUGUGCCUCUUCUACCUUUCCGAGUUGGCACACGGCUUCCUACCACGCAGCACGGACACGAACUUCGUUCCCGCGGAUGGCACGGGAGCAGGCCUUGCAAGAGCGAGGUACGAACAUGGCGUGCUAUUCCGUUUGCUCUUCAAGCGCUACCACGAGAUUGGCCUGUCGGAUCUCGACUACACUGGUCUGGCCGAUUUGGUAGCUCUUGCAGAGGCCUACGAUAUCGUCGAGUUCGUGGCACCCGCCAUCCGUGAGGACCUUCCCAAGCGCAAAGACCUCUGGCAGGACGUCAGAAAGGAGUACAAGUUCCACCUGGCGCUCUCGAUCAAGCUCCGUUGCGAGGCGGUAUUCUACGACGCCCUUCGCCACCUCAUCGGAAGCGGUGACAAUCUCUCCACUCUAGUGGACAAGCUCGACUUUGACCUGGCUGAUGCUUUCAAGAUCGCCAUGAAGCGUGAGCAGCUAAGGAAAGCAGAGGACCAGCUCAGAAAGGACCUGCAAGCACUAACCCUCGCAACCUACAUUCCUCACGCGCGCAAGAACGACAACCCCGAUCGUGUGAGAACUACCCACGCUUCCAGCCAAAUCGAGAUAGAGGACCGGAACCGCGCUCAGGAGCACGCGCACUCCCUCAUCCUCGAGACCUUGGCGCAUCAUCUCGUGGGCCAGACCCACUGGUCUCAUGUCCGAGAGUACAGAAAUUUCCCGACAGGCGUGUUCAGCCAGAGCUCACUGCGAAACUUCUGCAACGCAGUCACCCAAGCAUGCCAGACCGACACUAUCCUUGAGCUCUUCGCUCCAGAUGCCGCCAACGACAUCGAGGCAACUGACGAGGAGUACAACGACGGCAAGAAGCCAUAUCUCACUCUUGCCGUCGAAGACGAGAUCAAGAAAGUCAUCACACAAAUGGCAAACACCGCCCUUCCAUACAUCGCACCACCCGACUUCCGCCCGGUGACUGCGUGCACAAGCGCAGACAGCCGCGACAGCCGCGGCCUCGGACAGAAGAAAGACGAAGAUAAGCCCAGUCACUUCCUCCUCUCGCAGGCUCCUCCCCCGAAACCAGCACCGCGUGGCAUGCGGCCAGGAACGCGCGGUAAGUAUGAUCGUGGGCCGCGUACUCACAUUAAGAAGUUCAAGCGUGUGGGUAUGACGGCUAAUGAUGACUCGGACUGUCAUUAUUUCACGUGCGUUGAGUUCGGGGACGAGGAGCUGGGGCUGCGUCCUUGGGGGGAGGAUGAUGAGGGGUAUAGGUUGGAGGGGUUGGAGGCUGCUUCGGAGGAGUGGAAGGGGAUGGUUGGGUUGGAUGUGGAUGGGUUGGCGCAGUGA